AUGAACGUAGAGGGCUCUCCAAACCCACAGCAAGAAGUACUCGACCUCCUCCCGCAUUUCGACACCGAUCCAAACAGCUGGCCAUGGAGGUUCCCUGUUCCUGACCAAAUUGAGGACCGCCGGCUCAACAUGAACGACGUCCUUAUCUUCGACCUUCUCCUCGCCUCUGGUGGCAUACCCUAUAUUGCACCCAAAAUUUACCCACCCAGAGACUUGGAGGGCUUGAAGACGUUGCUGCUCGCGAUUCUCGUCUCAACAUACGAUGCGCUCAAAAAGGACUGCUUAAUCUACUUUCUCCUCAAAUGGCACCAGGACGGACGGGAGGUGGACUUCAGCGAGGCGGUGUGCAUUCCGCCACAAUUCGUUGCUCUCGCGGACGCGUACUGGCAUCUGGACUCAGGCGUGGACAUUGGGCACGGGGUAGGAUUACUUUCGGAUGUCCGUCUGAACCGAGAGCACACAUCGAAGAUCCUACAAGCGCUCGCCCUCGCGGACGACCCAGGUCCACUCAUCCGGAGGUACAUUCGCACAGCAAAGCCGCUCCUCACCUCCCCUGUUGAUCUCGAUGUCUUCAUCGUCGCGCUCGCCGGGUCAAGCUUGCGUGAGGCGUGGCAAUUCCAGCGCUCCUACUCGGAGAUGAGCGAAGCCCGGGAACGGCUGUUCUGCAAGAUGCUGGAGUGGUGCUUCGUGCCCAAGCCUCGUGCGACACCGCUCAAAGACCUCCUCGCACUGCCGCUAUCACAGUACGAGGAAAACAUCCUGCAUGCGUAUGCCGCCGACCCUCCACUCGAGAUUCCCUCCGUAUCCAUCCCCGUACUGCACGACCUCGUUUGUCUGCGCCUCGUGCAGGCGGGCGAAUUCUCCGCAGCUGUCAUGCUCGAGCGCAAGCUCUCCGCGCGAAGCACGUCGUCCACGAGCAAGGCGGCACACAAGGCGGCGCAGGAGCGCAGGCAAAUGAUGGACGAUAUCAUGGCCGCGAUGCCGGCUGUCGAACGCCAGCUGCUCGAGCUGGAGCUGGAACAGCUUGCACAGGGCAAGGGGACGGGCAUGCCAACACUCUCAGCAUCGUGGUCGUCAAGGAUCGGAAACAGUGGAGACCUCAGCAUGUCCUGGGAGAGCGUUCGCACCCCCCUCCCGGCGAAUGGAUCGAGCGCAUCCGCAGUCGCCAACGCGUCGCGCAUAUCGGCCGCUUUCCCAGAGCCGCCGCCCCCUUCACUCUCGCAGCGUUCUGGCGCGCCGCGAUUUGGGGGCCCGCUCCCCGUUUCGGACGUCUUCUCGCCGCUCUCACUGUCGGCUGUCGGAUCCUCGCACGCAUCAUCAGCUGCUGCAUCUACAUCGGCCGCCUCGCCCAUACUUGCUACCAGCAUAUCUGCCUCGCGCCCCAUCAGCAGCGCGCCUCGUGCAGGACCGUCGACACCCGUGUUUACGGUCGGUAGCAACACUCCUCAGUCGCAGUACGCGACACCCAGCAGCUCCCGCCCCAUAUCGAUUUUCGAGACGCUCGGCAGCGCCAAUAGGACGCCGAACGCAUUUUACACGCCGCCCGUGUCUGCCGGCGUGAAACGUUCCUUCGGGGAGGAUACUCCUCGCGCUGCCACGUCAAGUGUGCACUCUCCCGUUGAAGCAGUAGACGAAGGCAUGAUGGACGUCGCGGAGGUGGAAGAUAUUGUUAAUGAUGAGGACGUUGAAAUGCACGCGGACGAGGAACCCGUCGGGAACGGCCACGCCGAUCCAUCGCACAACGGGGAGCCAUCGCACCAGAACGGGGUCACAGAAGAGGUCUCGUUCUCCAUGUUCUCGCCGCCGCCUGACGCCUUCCAGCCUCUCCCCGGCCUACGAAGCUCGCGGACGCAGCCCGAGACACAGACGCUUCCAGGUGCCUUCACUCAGGAUUCAGACGAGGAGAGCGAGCCUACUCCCCCGCCGCCUCAAACACCGAGAAAGAGAGCGCGUCAAGCGCCCCCUCAGCGCUCACCUUCGCCCGCGCUCACACGCCGUACCACGCGCACACGCAAGGUUCCUCAAGAGCGCAUUUCAGGGCGGAGUAUACCUGGAUCCCUGAUGGAUGACGAUGACGAAGAGGAAGAGGACGUCGUGCCGCCUCUGCCGCCUCCAACGCCUGCUACCAAACGAGGCGCCCGUAAAACCAAGACUACACGGGCCAAUCAGGAUGAUAUGUCUAUGUCCGAACUCAGGCCGCGACGAUCAACCAGGCUGUCGAGUGCCGCCUCCGCAGAAUCGUCAUCUGAGGAGCCGAUGUCACCACAAAAGCCAUCAACAAGGACGCGCAGCACACGGAAACCGGGCGUGAACGCCCCCGCCAAGAACACUCGCAAAAAAAGGUCAUGA
This is a messenger RNA of Postia placenta MAD-698-R-SB12, 2349 nucleotides long. RefSeq lists its product as hypothetical. The transcript has 4 exons. Bases 1 to 2349 code for a protein of 782 amino acids. The record is from RefSeq and is a predicted model, not a curated record. NCBI's taxonomy places the organism in Eukaryota, Fungi, Basidiomycota, Agaricomycetes, Polyporales, Adustoporiaceae.